Messenger RNA from Paramisgurnus dabryanus, 7163 nucleotides. Lineage: Eukaryota; Metazoa; Chordata; Actinopteri; Cypriniformes; Cobitidae. The record is from RefSeq and is a predicted model, not a curated record.
GGAGCAAUGGCACUGUCACAGGUUCAGUGCCUCGAUGACAAUCACAUCAAUGUGCGAACUAACGAAUCCAAACCGGACUUCUUCUACAGCGAAGAGCAGAGACUCGCGAUUGAGAGACUGAUACAAAAGGGACGUGAUGCUUUUGAGGAUUACAUCAAAACCAAAAACUUGAGAUGCUUCUUAUCGGACCUUGAACUCGAGAGGAUUCUCAACACUGUGGAAGUGUACAGCCCGGGUUCCUGUGAUAACCCUGAGGAACUUCAUGGCGAGAGUGAUGGAGAUAAGUUUUCUCUCCAGUACUGGCCUGAGCGCUCGGAUUACUCCAUCCCACAGCUGGAUAUCGGAUGGCCGGACCCGGCGUCUUACCGAGGAGUGACCCGUGUUCACGUGUACACUCAACCACCUUAUGAGGGUCAAUCACACAUAAAAGAGGUGGUGAGGAAAAUGAUUGGCCAAGCCCAGAAAGUUGUUGCAAUUGUCAUGGACCUGUUCACAGAUAUUGACAUCUUUAAAGAUGUCCUGGAUGCAAGUUACAGACGGAAAGUUGCUGUGUAUAUUAUACUGGAGAGAACCGGAGUGACUCACUUCAUGAGAAUGUGUGACAAAGCAGGCAUGCACACAGGGCACCUCAAGAAUUUGAGAGUACGCAGCAUCAGAGGAGCCGAAUUCUUCAGCCGAUCUUCAAAGAAAGUGUGUGGAAGUCAAAGCCAGAAGUUCAUGUUCAUUGAUGGAGACAAAGCAGUCUCAGGCUCAUAUAGUUUUACAUGGUCUGCCUCUAGACUGGACAGAAACCUCAUCACUGUGCUGACCGGCCAUACGGUCGACAUAUUUGACAGAUUGUUUCAGGAUAUGUAUUUGCUUUCUAAUGGGGUGUGCCUGAGCGAGAUCAAUCUGGGCAGUGAGCCCGAGCGUCUCCCUCAAGCAGUACCCACUGUAUUCCCCACAGCAAAUACUGCACAUAAACUCAUUAACCCAAAAUACAGUCUGGUAUCCAACUGCACUUUCACUACCAAUGGACCUGUGCCCAACCAGACAUGUGCCAAAAACACCAAUCAAAAGGAAGCGAUUAAACAAAUUAGAGAUGCUCCAGUGCUACCUGCGCUUCACCCGGGGCUGCUCAACCUGGAGAAAGCAAACAUGAUCAAUUACGUGCCGACCUGGCCAGAUCCUGAACCGCCAAGGGAUGUCAUUGGUUUCAUUAACAUAAGGGACAACAACAAGCCGCUGCCAGCUCAUCUGAUGCGUUCAGAACUCUUUGAAGUCUCUCAAGCCAUUCGAUUUAAGGAUACUUUGUGUAAGCCAAGAGAGCCUUUAUCUGUGAGGGCUUGUUCCAUAUCACAAAUUGGCUCUGCGCAUGAAGAUCCAGCUCAGACAUGUACAGAAGCGCAGAAAAAUUUAGAGGAAGCACAGAAGCAUGCUGAAUAUUUUGAUCAAAAUCAGCAACAGGAGAGCCAGACCAAGGAUCUUAAUUUGCUUCUACAAUCUCCACAGCCUAAAACGAUGCAUGUGCUUACUGAUCACAUAGAAGAUAAAGGAGCACCAGAUGUGAUGAAAAAAGAGCAGGACUCUUUGCAGAACCAAAACAUUUAUACUGAUAAAGACUUGCCAGAUUCAACUUCUUGCUCGGAUACAAAGCAAACCACGAAUGCCCCACAAAUACUGCAAUGUCCUAUUCAAACCCCAAAUAAUCUUGAUUUCAAAUCACCGUCAGCAGGGUCUGACUCACUUGAUAACCCAGGAAGUGUUUCUGUUGAAGGCUUCAGUGAAGUCUUAACUGAUGGUGCCAUUCAGGACCACGUAGAUACAAAACCAGUGUUGGUACUGGAUGAGACACAACAGAACUUUUAUGAUAGACAGAUUUCUAAAUCUGACUCUAACAUCUCUUCCUUGUCUGAUUAUUAUGAUUGCAUUAGCCCUGUUGCUGAUUUAAGGUUUGAAAGUGAGGCCUUUGUACUGGAAAAAACAUCAGACCUGCAAUCUUUGCAUAAUCAGAUCAAAAACAUUCAUAAAGAACAGGAAUUUUCUUGUUUAAAUUCGGACACAAUUUACGAUUCUGAAGAAAAUAAACAAACCUGGUUUACUCCUGAAUCUUUGAAGACAUCUUUCAGUAAUGUAUACAAUUCAGUGUCGUAUACAAACCCAUCAGCAGCAUCAACCACACAACCUGCACCUUUAAAGGAGAGUUUAAAUGACAAAGAGGAAUACUACGAGUGCAGUGAUACAGUGGGCUUUAAAUUUGACGGUAUGGUAAAUUCGAUGGAACCUAGCUCACAGGAAAUGACCACACAGGAAGCUGAUACUGAACACUGCAACAUUGAGUCAACCUGUCAGAACAUGAAAGAAAUUGAUGAACGUAAAGUGCAGUCUGGAUCAGAAAAACAGUCUGUAAUAGAGGCGAUUUCUGGCAUUGAAGAUGAUGCUCAGCCUCAGUUGGAUGAAAACAUUAACAGACAGCAAAUACAAGAGUCUGAAGUAAUAUUACGGUCAGCAGUAGAGAAUGAGUUGAUUUGUAACUUUUUGCCAGAAUGUAGACCUGAGAAGAUAUUACAGAUACAGCCCAAGAAAUUGAAAACUGAAAAACCACCGAUACUGGACUCUGAGACUGAGUCAAGUCAAGAUUUAAUAUGUGAGGAACAGUCUGUACAAUUAACUGAGAAAACUGACAAACCACCAAAACUGGACUCUGAGCGUAAGUUAAGUCUAGAUUUAAUAUGUGAAGAACAGUCUGUACAGUUAACUGAGAAAACUGACAAACCACCAAAACUGGACUCUGAGCGUAAGUUAAGUCUAGAUUUAAUAUGUGAGGAACAGUCUGUACAGUUAACUGAGAAAACUGACAAACCACCAAAACUGGACUCUGAGCGUAAGUUAAGUCUAGAUUUAAUAUGUGAAGAACAGUCUGUACAGUUAACUGAGAAAACUGACAAACCACCAAAACUGGACUCUGAGCGUAAGUUAAGUCUAGAUUUAAUAUGUGAAGAACAGUCUGUACAGUUAACUGAGAAAACUGACAAACCACCAAAACUGGACUCUGAGCGUAAGUUAAGUCUAGAUUUAAUAUGUGAAGAACAGUCUGUACAGUUAACUGAGAAAACUGACAAACCGCCAAAACUGGACACUGAGAUUGAGUCAAGUCUAGAUUUAAUAUGCGAGGAACAGUCUGUACAAUUAACUGAGAAAACUGACAAACCACCAACACUGGACUCUGAGCCUAAGUUAAGUCUAGAUUUAAUAUGUGAGGAACAGUCUGUACAGUUAACUGAGAAAACUGACAAACCACCAACACUGGACUCUGACAUUGAGUCAAGUCUAGAUUUAAUAUGCGAGGAACAAUCUGUACAAUUAACUGAGAAAACUGACAAACCACCAAAACUGGACUCUGAGCCUAAGUUAAGUCUAGAUUUAAUAUGCGAGGAACAGUCUGUACAGUUAACUGAGAAAACUGACAAACCACCAACACUGGACUCUGAGAUUGAGCCAAGUCUAGAUUUAAUAUGCGAAGAACAAUCGGUACAAUUAACUGAGAAAACUGACAAACCACCAAAACUGGACUCUGAGCCUAAGUUAAGUCUAGAUUUAAUAUGCGAAGAACACUCUGUACAGUUAACUGAGAAAACUGACAAACCACCAGAACUGGACUCUGAGAUUGAGUCAAGUCUAGAUUUAAUAUGCGAGGAACAAUCGGUACAAUUAGCUGAGAAAACUGACAAACCACCAAAACUAGACUCUGAGCCUAAGUUAAGUCUAGAUUUAAUAUGUGAUGAACAGUCUGUACAAUUAGCUGAUAAAACUGACAAACCACCUAAACUGGACUCUGAGAUUGAGUCAAGUCUAGAUUUAAUAUGCGAGGAACAAUCUGUACAGUUAACUGAGAAAACUAACAAACCGCCAACACUGGAGACUGAGCCUAAGUUAAGUCUAGAUUUGCUAUGUGAGGAACUGUCUGUACAGUUAGAUGAGAAAACUGACAAACCGCCAAAACUGGACUCUGAGCCUAAGUUAAGUCUAGAUUUAAUAUGCGUAGAACACUCUGUACAGUUAACUGAGAAAACUGACAAACCACCUAAACUGGACUCUGAGCCUAAGUCAAGUCUAGAUUUAAUAUGCGAGGAACAAUCUGUACAAUUAGCUGAAAAAACUGAUAAACCGCCAGAACUGGACUCUGAGCCUAAGUCAAGUCUAGAUUUAAUUUGCGAGGAACAACCUGUACAAUUAGCUGAAAAAACUGACAAACCGCCAAAACUGGACUCUGAGCCUAAGUUAAGUCUAGAUUUAAUAUGCGUAGAACAGUCUGUACAGUUAACUGAGAAAACUGACAAACCACCUAAACUGGACUCUGAGCCUAAGUCAAGUCUAGAUUUAAUAUGCGAGGAACAAUCUGUACAAUUAGCUGAAAAAAAUGAUAAACCGCCAGAACUGGACUCUGAGCCUAAGUUAAGUCUAGAUUUAAUAUGUGAUGAACAGUCUGUACAGUUAACCGAGAAAACGGACAAACCACCAACACUGGACUCUGAGCCUAAGUUAAGUCUAGAUUUAAUAUGCGAGGAACAGUCUGUACAAUUAGCUGAAAACACUGACAAACCGCCAAAACUGGACUCUGAGAUUGAGUCAAAUCUAGAUUUAAUAUGCGAGGAACAGUCUGUACAGUUAAUUGAGAAAACUGACAAACCACCAAAACUGGACUGUGAUCCUAAGUCAAGUCUUGAGUUAAUAUGCGAGGAACACUCUGUACAGUUAAUUGAGAAAACUGACAAACCACCAAAACUGGACUCUGAGCCUAAGUUAAGUCUAGAUUUAAUAUGCGAGGAACACUCUGUAAAGGUAGCUAAGGUAGUGGCAGUCCUAAACUCGUCUGAGUUAAAUCUAGAUUCAGGUCUAGAUGUGUCUUUAAUAUGUGGUUCAAUUUUCAAACAUUCAGAAGUAAAUGGCUACAAAUCACAGUCAGCAGCAGGCAGUAUAUCUGAUAGGGUCUCAUCAGUGCCUGACAAAGUAGCUGUAACUCCUGUAAUACUAGAGAAAGCAUCUGUGACAGUGUCCACAGGGCUGCAUAAGACUGACGAACUACAAAACUUACUGGCUGAUCUAGAUUUUGCAAAUUCCAAACUGGAAUUUGCAGUACAUGUCAAAGAAUUAAAGUUACAGAACGAUAAGGACAAUCAAACAGUGUUGCAGAAGGACUCUGAGAGGCACAGCGCAAAACUGCCAGAAGAUUUUGAAAAAGUCGAGCUGUUGAUUCUAGAGGAUUCUGACCUCGAAGAAAAAAAGCCAAACCGUUCUUAUCCCAGAAGAACAAAAGCCGCAGUGAGCACAGAAAACAAACCAUGCAAAACAGCACCUUCAAGACUAAGGAUAGUUAAUGUUAGAAAGCCGAUAGAGGAUCAUUACAGUAAACGUGGAAAGCAAACAUGUCAUUUGACAUCACAGGUUAAAGAGAAACAAGAAGGGGAGCGUGUUUCUACAACUCAAGUGAUAAAGACCCUGCCAGGGGCAAAACCAAAGCUGGAUUGUCAGGUUAGGGAGCAACCACAUCAAGCAUCGAAAAUAAUUCCCAACGUAAAAGCAGCAAGAGGAGAGUUCUCUACAUUACCCAUCACCAAACCACACAGUGUUAAUCGCUCACAGAGGCCUCAAACUGGAACACAUAGAUACCCGCCUGGACCACCAUUACAUAACCCCUGUGUUACUGCCUCGUCAUGUCCUGAAAACCUGGCAACAGGAGAAGCUGUAGCUUUUGGGUCAAUGCAGUUAGAGCAGAGUCAGCAUUGGAAAGUCCGCUCUUCAAGCUGUCCUACCUCAUCCCCACAACAGCCUUAUGUCCAACUGAAUGGGCCUAAGACCAGACAAUCUUGCCAACCAGUCCUCAGGAAACAUCCUGCAUCCACCAUAAUAUACAGUUCACCUGGGAUGCCAAAUCUAAGACAAACGAAGAACUUGAAGCAGACAUUUAAAGAGACUCAUACGAGCAAAAAAGAAUAAAGAUAGAGUUUCCAGGUGUAAUAUUCAUUUUAUAAAUGUUAUGGUGUGCAAUAGAAAACAAAAUGCUAAGAGAACUAACUGUUUUAUUUUAGUAUUAAUUUAUGGUAUUGGACUGACAGUUUUAUGUGUUUUUUAAUUAUAUCUUGCCAAUGGCAGAAUUUCACUCUUGUGUAAUGCGGUAAAUGUUUUUCAGGGAGCAUGUUCUUUCUUAUUCAGCAAAACAUUAUAUGUUUGUGUCUGUAAUGUACAUCAAAAGUCUUGAUCACUUUAUCUCAAACCCAACCUGAGAACAUUUGUAAUUGUUUUUGAUCAUUGUGUGUUCCAGCCAGUUUAUCAUGUACUUCACAUUUACACUGUUACAGUAUUGACUGCCACAGAAAUAAUGGGAGGAACUCCAUUUUCCAGAAAUAAACUCAUUGCAUUUACUAGUCUUUAUUUAUCUUAUUCUCUUUAAGGUUUCAGUAACUAUUUGGGAACACUAGCUGCCUGCUUAAGAUUGUAACUGGGUAAAACUAAAUCUCAAACAAGAAUAAACUUUAUCUAACUAAGCGGAUGUUUUAAAACGCACACCCUUUUAUUUUUUUGUUAGACAAAACCAGAUGAAAAUAGGCUAAUAUACCUUUGACCACUUAAAAGCCAUUGCUUUUUACCAGCAUCAAUGCAAGUAAUUUAUGCACACCGUAAACAUAAGCAUAUUUUUCAACACUGGCUUAGAAACAAAGUCCUGUCUAUCCUAAAAUCUAGCCAGAUUUGAUGAAGGGAUGGAUUAUUAAGGAAUAAUUCAGGUCCUGAUCACACAGCCAGGGUUUAUUUUGCGAUGACAACUGGCUGCCUUUACAUUUUAGUCAUAAGGUAAGGAACAUUACAUAUUGAUUUGAAAUAUUUUAUUUACGUAACAAAUGCAGACAUUACAUUCAAAUGUCAUGAACACGCUUUUUGUUUUAAUAAUUUGUAAAUAUCAUUUAUGUUAAUAAAAUACAUUUGUAUUUAAUCUUGAUCGUUUCAAUCAUAUUUGACAGAAGUUUUUCUGUUAAUCUUGGUGAAUUUUCGUCAUCUGCUGCCCCUUUGUUUUGUGGUGUCCCCAAAGGGCCAGUAUUGGGCCCUAUGUUGUUUUCUGUGUAUAUGCUGCCCUUGGUGUAUAUUUUUACUUGUUUGACAAAACAAAUGACAAAGCUCAUUUCUGUCAU